Molecule: messenger RNA, 1163 nt
Organism: Ananas comosus (pineapple)
Lineage: Eukaryota; Viridiplantae; Streptophyta; Magnoliopsida; Poales; Bromeliaceae
Exons: 5
Coding region: 82-1047 (321 amino acids)
Biological process (GO): ribosomal small subunit biogenesis
Source: RefSeq, a predicted model, not a curated record
AGAUACUACUUCAUACUCUCAAUACUCUCUCUCUCUCUCUCUCUCUCUCAAUGAAACCAUCUAUUGUAUGAUUUGGGGGAGAUGGAUUUGGUUUUGAAUGGUGUUAUCCAGAAUAGGGUUUUUGGUUGUGGUUGGAUCAGCUCAUCAAACUCUUUCUUGAACAAUGGCAGCAGCUACAGGCCAGGCUCAGUUUCCUUGUUGAGAUGUUUGUGCCCACCACCUGUUUGUGGAAAUGCCUCACUGAGUUGCCAUGCUAAGAAGAGGGAGAGGUAUGCCGAACCAGUUGCUAAACCAAAAGAUGAUGAUGGUGAUGAUGAUAAUGUAGAAGAAGAAGAAGAAGAGGAAGAGGGAGGGAUUGAGGAGGAGUUUAUUGAAGAUUUUGAUGAUGAGAUAAUCAUGGAUGAUACGGAGGAUUUUGAAGAUGAUUUCGAGCCCGAUGAUGCAAACCUUUAUGUUGGAGAUGGAGGGGAAGGUGGAGGAAUAUCACUUGCCGGUACAUGGUGGGACAAAGAAGCAUUGGCUAUUGCCGAAGACGUCUCGAAAUCAUUUGGAGGUGACUUGAAAUUAUACGCUUUCAAAACACUUGCGAACUCUGUCAUCAAAGUGCGCAUUGAAAAGCUUUCUAGUAAGUAUGGUUCUCCGAGUAUGAACGAUAUUGAGGCUUUCUCAUCUGCUUAUCAAUCGCGUCUGGAUGAAGCUGAGCUUGGUAAAAGAAUACCAGAAAAUAUAUCCUUGGAGGUAUCAUCUCCGGGUGUUGAGAGGGUGGUUCGCGUCCCAGAAGAGCUCGAACGGUUCAAGGACCGGCCGAUGUACGUCAAAUAUACGACUACAGAUGCAGCGACAUCUUCGAUUCAAGAAAAUGAUGGUGUGUUCAAACUUAUCUCUUAUGAUAUGGAGUUGUGCCAAUGCAUUUGGGGUGUAGCAGAUGUGAAGAUAAACAGAAAGCAAGCAGGAAAAGGCAGGCCACUGAGCAAGAAACAGCGAGAGUGGCGGCUGCAGACGCCGUUCGAGGAUCUGCGACUUGUUCGACUGUAUUCUGAUUGCUGAGUUAAUUCUCAGUUAUGUUUGACGUGUUCGACGACGAGUAUAUGUUGAUGUAAUGUGUUUUUUCUCUUCUUAGAGUUUCUGAUAGUGAAAGAAAAUAAAGAAAAUAGUGUAUUAUU